UUACUAGUUAACCCUUGACGGUUUAAUCUUCUACAUUUAAACCUUUCAGACAUGCAGCUUUACUUGUAUUUAGUUAUAGUUAUGUACAGUGUACAUAGAAGUGUACAACAUUCAGUUGUAAAUAGACAAAUAGGUCUCGAAGGUCUUAUUCAUGGAAUAGGUGAUGUAAUCGUUAACCGGCCCUGGCGAGGUCAAAUCGGGCAUAGAGGUCCCGGAAACAGGAGGCCCUACAAUAAUGAUUACGAUGAUAAUUCAAAUGCGAAUUCGAAUGCAAAUUUGAAUGCGAAUUCUAAUACGAAUACUACAAGUCAGUCUAGCAGCAAUGCAAAUGCAAAUUCCGUAACUGUGAACACUGGGAAAGAUUCUGUGGUUAUAGAUCUAAUCAGGGACAAUAUUAGAGAACUGAAAGCAGAUAUUCGAGAGCUGCAGAGAGAUGUUAACGAAAUCAAACGAACUAUUCCCACCCUUGGAUAGACAAUAAUUUACUUGAUUGUGUGCAGAUUUUACCUGACUGGGAAAUGUCUAAAACUUUUUUAAAAUUAGCAAUAAAAAUGUUAGGGAACAAA
Eurytemora carolleeae is the source of this 566-nucleotide messenger RNA. RefSeq names its product beclin-1-like protein A. Bases 52 to 474 code for a protein of 140 amino acids. The record is from RefSeq and is a predicted model, not a curated record. The transcript has 3 exons. NCBI's taxonomy places the organism in Eukaryota, Metazoa, Arthropoda, Copepoda, Calanoida, Temoridae.